AUGGGUAAUCCUCUUACGAGCCUGGAGGCAUUCUCCCGACUGCUUGAAGACUUUGAAGAGACGCUAGCCGAACACCAGGCCAACGUUUCGGAAAGUGUCCCGCCCAAUCCACCACCGUCGUUUUGCUACCGCAGAAGAGUGCUGCUCAUUUACUUCCUGCUCAACGUGCUGUUAUUCGUCGGCGCCGUCGAUUUGGAAAAUGACGUAUCCCCAUCGCUUUUGAUCGCGGCAUUUAUCUCAUUCGGGCUAUGCGCUUCGUUGAUAUGGCUUGGAGCCACGCAAAAGCGAUGCCUUCGUGAUCGACGAGUCGACGAGGCAAAAAGGGUACUAGAAAAGUUGAAAAAUGUUGACGCGGAAACCAUCGAUUAUGAUGCGAUUUUCGAGCCGCCAAGCGAGGAAUGGAUCUGCCAAUGGGUGGAGAGGCUGAAGCUCCCUUCACCAACUACCAUCCCAACUUUGCUGCUUGCUAGAGGGGAUGUUCUUUUGUUACGACCUGGCCAGCCUGCCCCUUGCAAAUGCGAAACUCUUCACACGGGAAUCCAGCUGGAAAGGGGCCAAAAAUUUGAGCAAACCGUGAGAAGGGACGGCGAAACGGGUGCAGCUAUUCCGCUAGAACCUACAAAGUGCAUCGUUCUCGAAGCGCCAAUUCGACAGCACCUAACUACAAUCUUUGCCGGGACUGUUUUGAGCACUCCUUUGGAUAUCCAGAUUGGAAGAAUCUUGAAUACGCUGCUAACAAAAUUUCUACUACCAUUUGCUGUCGUGGCGAGCAUCGCGCUUACCGUGACGCGGUUUUGGAUUUCCGACGAGUCGUCACUUUUUGGGAAACGGUUCAUCUUUGCCGUCCCGGCCACAAUUUUGAUACCACUGCUCUGCCCUGUCUUUCCGCUAUUCUACAUUGCCAUACUUUUAUACAAUAAUACCGUCGUCUAUGAUUUCCUCGGAUCCGGCGAUUUGGCGAGAAGCACCUCAAUUUUCAAGAUCUUCCACAAUGCUAGGAAAAGUUUUAACCGCAACGAUUUUUGGACGACGGAUCUGGUGUCGCUGUUUGGUUCAUUGACCGCCAUUUGCUUUGUCGAUAAAAAGGGUAUCGUCUCGUCGCCGAAUCCACUGCUCGAUAAGCUGUUCUUUUUCACGCGCCAGACGGACGAAUUGGAGGAGGGUGUUGAAACGCGCAGCCCAACAUUCCCCGAAGUGCUCGAAUUGAGCGGUGAGAAGGCGGACGGUGAAUGGGUGCUCGGUUUCGAUGAUCCCGCAUGGGUGCGUUUCAUUGACUCGCUGCUGCCCUUGGGUGAAAAUGUGCGGUUGAAUGGCUGUGGGUUGUACAAGGACUAUUUGCGGUUUCUCGACCAUGCUACUUGUGUGGCUGAGUCUGUCCCGCGCACCAUUGCCGUCGCUUCGAGACGCUGCCUCUGUCAAUUUCCGAAACUUUUAAAGCUUUCCCCAUCCAAAGAAGGUGCCAUCACGACGAGCGUGGCCGUCUAUAAACGAUUGCCAGGCCAGGAGCCACCGCCGGGGCUUGUUCGGCAUCGAACUCCGCUCGAGGGAGCUUUUUGUGCAUUGCAGACCGACGAGCAUUCGCUACAUCGACAUCUCGCGUGUCAGGGCACCGCUUCUGUCGUCCUGAAUUCCUGCUCGCACGUCUGGGACGGCACAGCCAUCAACCCGAUCACGAAUCUCGAAAAACGGGCUGCAAUGGAUUUCUACCAUCGCCAUUCUAUGACCGGCUAUUGCCUCGGUCUCUCCUAUCGAGCCGCCGGCGCGUUGCCCAGCUCUCGAUUGGCUGGACAAUUCUUGGAGGUCGGAGCCGGCGGUCGUUUCCACCCACACGCCCCGCAUUCGCCGAGCUUGCCUAGAUGCCACUCGGCCGAAUCAUUGGCCCAUCGCGACUUUUUCGCGCCCUCGGAGAUUACGACGGCGCCGGAAUUGCUCGAAUCGUACUUUGAAGGGCACGUUUUUUGCGGAAUGUUCGUGCUGCAAUAUCAGGCUGAACCCUCCAUCGUGGCUCUUGUAGAAGCUGUCGAAGCCGACGCCAUCCGUUUCGUCUAUUUCUCACGGGAGAACGAGCUGAGGAGCCGGGUUUUUGCUGAAAAACUGGGAUUGGAAUCUGGUUGGAAUUGCCACGUGAGCCUGGCCGAGGAGGAGCGCGUAUGCCGGAAGAACGACAUUUUUGCGGCUCUAUAUCGCACGCGCCCGAGCCGUGGCCUUCUACUGGCCAGCCACGAUUCAUUGCCUCUGGAGAGCGAGUAUUGCAUGGCAGCGAGAUAUAGCCCAUAUUCUCGGAGCACAUCGCGAACGGGCAGUGUCCAGAAGGUGGCACCGCUGCUGAACAAGGCUCAACUACCGCAAGGGGUAUCGGCUGUUCGACCUCAUCUCGAAGAAAUCGACAACGUCCCGCUACAGGUUGGCCUCUUCACCGAUUCAACCCCCGGCGCCACAAAGGAAAUGAUCGCCAUCAUGCAGGAAUACGGUGAAUUCGUGUUGGCCGUAGGCUCGUCGCUAAACGUCGCCAAUGGCAGCAUUUUUGGCCAGGCCAACGUUUCAAUUUGUGUGGAGCCGUUGCGGGACGAUUGUCAGGCGACGAAAACGGAAAAAGUGGAGCCCCGGGUCAGAGCCGUCGCCCUCGCCACGGACUGCAUGAAGAUUGGGGCGAAUUUUGUGCUCCAGCACCAGCAGUUGCCCCUCCUCUCCGAGCUGAUCACCGCUUGUCGACAUCGGCUGUACUCGCUGAGGAUUGCGCUCCAAUUUCUGCUCCUCCUCUCCGGGUCCCUGUCACUUCUCGUGGCCCUUUCAGCCGCUCUCUAUCUCCCCAUCGUCUUCAAGCCGGACCAGAUGCUACUCUUCGUGCUCAUCUCUUUCCCAUUAAUCGCUACUUCACCUCUUUUGGGCUCAUUUCUGCCGCGGAAGAAGUUUGUGAAGAUUGCCGGCAAAAAUCAGGAACAUGUCAACCGGAAGGAAGUGGUCGGCGCCCUUUGGUCAUUUUGUAUACAAUUUCUGCCGAUGAUACUCUUCACGUUGGCGCUGUACUUUUUCUUGCUCGUCCGCCACGUCGAUUUCGAGUGCGAAUUCUCGGAUCUGGUGUGCUCGGUGGGAUAUCUGCACGAUGAAAGCGAGUCCAACGGCACCCUGACGGCCCAUCUGAAGCUGAACACCGAGCAAGUGCGGCAUUUGGUCGCGUUUCAGUUCCUCUGUUUCACCAUCGUCCACUCGUUAUCCUGGGCUUCUCCGCUAUUUCCGUCAUGUUUCUACUCUUCCUGCAGG
Mesorhabditis spiculigera is the source of this 3261-nucleotide messenger RNA. The record is from the annotation of a GenBank genome assembly. NCBI's taxonomy places the organism in Eukaryota, Metazoa, Nematoda, Chromadorea, Rhabditida, Rhabditidae.